Gadus chalcogrammus (walleye pollock) is the source of this 1159-nucleotide messenger RNA. RefSeq names its product KIAA0825 ortholog. The coding region runs from base 140 to 1159 and encodes 339 amino acids. Lineage: Eukaryota; Metazoa; Chordata; Actinopteri; Gadiformes; Gadidae. The record is from RefSeq and is a predicted model, not a curated record. The transcript has 6 exons.
GGUUGUCACGGACGCUCUCCGUGUUGGAAAUAACGGAAUACCAUGUACAUUGCUUCAGUAUUUACCUACUACUGAUGUGGUUUCUAUUGAUAAAUCCUGAACACUUAUUAACAGCACCCUUACAGAGUGCAGGGUGGUCAUGGAGUGGCCGGGGGACUUUCCACACGACCAUGCCUUCAUGGAGCUGCUGGUCCCUGGGGUGCCAAGCGAGAUCGACUACCAGCAGCUUCUCCAAGACACAGAGGAAAAGCUCCAUCUCAAUGCCUGCAGUAUUGAGCAGAGCCUGAAGGAGCUGCAGGCCAAGAUGGGAGGCGGCCUGACCGGGGAGCUGCCUGCGAGCCCCACAGAGAUCCUGCAGUGGCUCAGUCCCCAGAGCAUCAGUGGCACCCGGCCGGUGGCCACAGGACAUCAGGACAUCAUGGACUUCCUCAAGGCUUUGCACCAGUACCUGGGCUCAGACGAGGAGGGCAGAGAGGAGACGGUGCUACUGCUGCUGGUGAACCUGUCCUCCCAGUGCGGCAUCUCCUUCUCCAGCCCCCCCUCCUCCUCCUCCUCCUCCUCCGGCUCCCUGUCAGGGCAGCCGGCCACCUCCUCAUUCCCGGUGGUCAACGCGCUGAGAGACGACUGCUCCCUGGAGGUCCAGGAGGCCUGGGACGACGUGCGGCGCCCGCUGCGGCGCCACCUGCUGGCCCGGCUGUCCUCCUGCGCUCCAGAGGAUCAGGGACCCAGGCGGCUGUUUACCUUGUCCCUCGCCGAACGGGUCCACUGCCUCCAGCAGCUUUGUUUCCUCUUUCCCGAGGCUGAAGUGCUUUCACACUACCAGGCGGUGAGGAGCCAGUGGGUUCUGUCGUUCCUGCACGCCGCCCUCGGCUCGUGUCCCGCCGGCGAGACGGGCUUCGACAGAGUCUCGUCCGCCCUCCACGCGGCUCGGCCGGCCCUGGUCACGGCGGUGAGCGAGGAGCUGCAGGUGCUUGGCGGGGUCACGGAGACCCUCCACGCCGUCCUGGCCUUUGUGGCCGCCGCCUACCUGUCGCCCCUGGCCCGGGAGCUGGCGUCCGUGAUGGAGCGGGAGGCGGAGACGGCGGUGAAGGAGAACACCACGCUCAGCGGCCGGAUCCUGCGCUACUCGGCCAAGUCCAAGGCGACCGUCGGUGGGUGA